AUGGCCGCUGUCACCUCGAAGUUGAUUAAGCCGGGUCUGGGGUCGCUGGUGCUCGCUUUGGCCAAGGCUCAGGCUCUCGAGGCGGGCUCGGGCGUGGCUGCUGUUGCGAAGAGCCAGAGCCAGAGCCUGAAGCUCCUGUUGAGUGUAAUCCACAGUGUCCCUCUGCCCAUGCAAAAAUCUUUCAAUGCAAUGGCCGGGCAUUUAAGCAGUUCUGUGGCAUUCAUGUCGCUACCCCCACUCUGA
Messenger RNA from Penicillium arizonense, 243 nucleotides. RefSeq lists its product as uncharacterized. The transcript is spliced from 4 exons. The coding region runs from base 1 to 243 and encodes 80 amino acids. The record is from RefSeq and is a predicted model, not a curated record. Lineage: Eukaryota; Fungi; Ascomycota; Eurotiomycetes; Eurotiales; Aspergillaceae.